UAACUGCCCCAUAAAUCGACCCGCAUUGCCCCCCCCCUCCAUCCUCUCCCUCUUAUUUACGUUUACAUCCACUGUGACCAGAGUCAAGGAGACAGACAGUCUGCAAGGAUCCGGUUUGAAACAGAAGGUGACCUCAAUCCUCUCCGCGCAAUCUCCCUUUCUCCUUUCUGUUCAGUUCAUCCAGGAAAGAGAAGACCAAAAAAAAAAUCCAGAAAGAAAGAAGGGAAACAAAUACCCCACAGCAUAUAAACAAGAUGUCAGGUCUCGACGUUGAGGCUCUCCUCGAGUCUACAGCCGCCCCUCCGUCCCAAGACCCUCCACGCUCUCAGGACCCCGAUGACCGCUCCAAAGCCGACAGCAGCGAGCGCCGCGACCGCGACCGCUCCCGAGACAAGGACCGCAAGCGUCGGGAUCGCAGCCGGGACCGACGCCGCGAGCGUGACGUCGAUGGAGACGAGGACAUGAAGAGCCCGAGAAGCGAACACGGCAGUGCUAACGGAAGCCAUAGAAGCAGGAAGAGGAGCAGGAGUCGCGACAGCGAACGCCGUCGUGCCCGUCGUGACCGCAACGGCGGUGGUGGUGGCGGCGACGAUUACCGCUCCGGCGGGGACUUCUACCGCGGUGGUGGCCGCGCUCGCACUCGCUCGCGCUCUCCCUAUGAUGAUCGCUACUACCGCCCCUCGGGGGGUCGCUCACGUCGCGAUGAGCGCGACGAGGAACGCCGCCCUCGUCGUGACCGCGAGGGCCGUCGCCCCAGCCCUACCCCGAGAAGUCGUGAGAGGACGCCCGAACCCACCGAGGAUGAGCGCGACAGACGCACCAUUUUUGUCCAGCAGCUGGCUGCCCGUUUGAGAACCAAGGAGCUGAUUUCUUUCUUUGAAAAAGUGGGACCCGUCAAGGAGGCUCAGAUUGUCAAGGAUCGUGUCAGCGGACGGUCUAAAGGUGUCGGUUAUGUCGAAUUCAAAAGCGAAGACUCCGUUGCGCCGGCGAUCCAGCUUACAGGACAGAAACUUCUAGGAAUUCCCAUCAUCGCACAGUUGACGGAAGCGGAGAAGAACCGCCAGGCUCGGAACCCUGAGGCGAGCAGCGGCAACAAUCACGCUGCUCCAUUUCACAGGUUGUACGUGGGUAAUAUCCAUUUCAGCAUCACUGAGAGUGACCUCCAGAACGUCUUUGAGCCCUUUGGCGAACUCGAAUUUGUCCAGCUGCAGAAGGACGAGACCGCCCGCAGCAGGGGGUACGGUUUUGUGCAGUUCCGCGAUCCCAACCAGGCUCGGGAAGCUUUGGAAAAGAUGAAUGGCUUUGACCUCGCUGGUCGCGCCAUCCGUGUUGGCCUUGGCAACGAUAAGUUCACCCCUGACUCGAGCGCCCAACGCAUUCAGAGCCAAGGUGCAAACCAAAGUAACUUCCAGGGCUCGCUGUUCUCUGGUUCCGGAGGACGUGGUGUCCAGGCUGGCGGCAACAACAACUUCGACCGUGCUGGGGGCCGUGACUCCGAGAAGGGGGCCGGGGCCAGUGCCCUGGACGACACGGAUGUCGCCGGAGUAAACUUCAACAAUUACAGUAGGGACGCGUUGAUGAGGAAGCUUGCAAGAACAGAUGAACCUUCCGAGCCUGCUGCCGACGACCAGCGAAAAGUGCUGCGGCCCAAGACUGAAGCCAAGCCGCUGCCCGUGAACGUCAAUAUGGCGAGCCGGUGUGUCUUGCUCCGCAACAUGUUCGACCCAAAUGAGGAAGAGGGCGAAGUCUGGAUCAAGGAGCUGGAGGAUGACGUUCGCGCUGAGUGCGAAGACAAAUAUGGCCAUGUUGUUCACAUUUCCCUAGAUCCCAACUCCCAAGGCGACAUCUACCUGAAGUUCGACCGCGUCCAGGGCGGCGAGAACGCCAUCAAGGGGCUGAACGGCCGCUUCUUCGGAGGGCGGCAGAUUACCGCGCAGCCCGUCGUCGACGCGGUGUACAGCAGUCUGUUCUCGCGAACCAAAGCCAUCUAAAAACCCAUCACCAUCAUCAUCGUUCUCCCGCGGGUAGGUAUACCAUGAUCUAAUCUUUCACCAGGUGCAAUCUGUGACGGCAGGACCACACUUUGACCUUGAGCUGGUGAGCGUUGCCGCGGCAUGCAUGUGGGUUGGCUGGGAUGCAGUGACAUGUGCACACCCUUGGUAGGUGCCAGUCUUCUUGACAUCUUACUCUCACGGUUGUCGACGGGCCAAAAGCCUUGCGGAAUGAUCUGUUUAUAGGGAUUUGUACGUGCUUAGCGCCAAUAUUAUUCGUAACUUUUUUUUUUUG
Messenger RNA from Aspergillus heteromorphus CBS 117.55, 2286 nucleotides. Its product is annotated as putative RNA splicing factor (Pad-1). Gene Ontology annotation, biological process: mRNA processing. Lineage: Eukaryota; Fungi; Ascomycota; Eurotiomycetes; Eurotiales; Aspergillaceae. The transcript is spliced from 5 exons. The record is from RefSeq and is a predicted model, not a curated record. Gene Ontology annotation, cellular component: nucleus. The coding region runs from base 255 to 1991 and encodes 578 amino acids. Gene Ontology annotation, molecular function: RNA binding.